Molecule: messenger RNA, 4369 nt
Organism: Oncorhynchus tshawytscha (Chinook salmon)
Lineage: Eukaryota; Metazoa; Chordata; Actinopteri; Salmoniformes; Salmonidae
Product: C-1-tetrahydrofolate synthase, cytoplasmic
Exons: 28
Coding region: 663-3413 (916 amino acids)
Biological process (GO): tetrahydrofolate interconversion
Cellular component (GO): cytosol
Molecular function (GO): methylenetetrahydrofolate dehydrogenase (NADP+) activity; ATP binding; methenyltetrahydrofolate cyclohydrolase activity
Source: RefSeq, a predicted model, not a curated record
AGAGAAAUAACAGAGAAAGCAGAGGGCUCAUUCCUGAAGAGAAAGCAACCUAAGUUAAUCUUCCUUGGAUAUAAAUAAUUGCUUUAACUCUGUGGAAAAGUAGCAACUUUUGGUAGUAAAGGAGGGAAAGAAACAAGCUUGGUUGCCAAAAACAUUUCAGACUGUCUUGUCAGAAUGGAUUCUGAUUGGCUGGGAGUAGACCCAGUAGUGGGAUGGCCCAAUACACUUCCCAACCUCUGGGUUUCUGUUUAACCAAACUCCAUUCCCCUUGGAUUUUUUGGUUUGAGCCUACGAGUUGCAACCUACGUUUGACCUUCUCUCUAACCCAAUAGCCUUGGCAGUGAGAAAUGUAUGUACCUAGUUCACGUUCAGUCCGGAGUAGGCAGGAAUGCCACGGAAAAGUCCAUAGACUGUGAUAAGAUACUGCUGGAAGCCUCCCCAGUUGCACUGAGAGAGAACGAGAGACAGAGAGUGAGAAAGAGUGGGCGCUACACACACACACACACACACACACACACACACACACUGAUAAGAGGAGUUGCCUAGACCACUAUGUUGGAGUGUGGAUCACUUGGUGGCUGACCUGGUCCUCAAGAGACUAGAUCCACUUCUGGACAUUGCAUUAACUCUGCCAUCCAGCCAUCUUUCUCCAGUUGUCAGCCAUGCUUUCCUUCGCCGCCCUCACCCUCCGUCUAGGGUCCACAGGAUGCAGAGGAGGCAGGCGCAACCUGGCGACAAUUGUCUCGGGCAACAAGACGUCUCAGCUGGUGAGAGAAAGGUUGAAAGAGGACUUGGACCAGAUGAGGGGCCAGUUCCCUGGCUUCCGGCCAGGUCUGGUAGUGUUGCAGGUGGGUGACAGAGACGAUUCUAACCUCUACAUUAGCAUGAAGCUAAAAGCCGCAGCUGAGAUUGGAAUCAAUGCCAGCCAUGUCAGACUGCCAAAGACUGCAACUGAGGAUGAGGUCCUCCGUAGAAUUGUAGAGGUCAAUGAGAACCUAGAGGUCCACGGCCUCAUUGUCCAGCUGCCCCUGGACUCUAUCAACCCCAUGGACACAGAGAAGGUGACUAAUGCCGUGGCCCCAGAAAAGGAUGUGGAUGGGCUGACCAGUAUCAACGCGGGGAAGCUCUCUCGGGGGGACCUGGGGGACUGUUUCAUCCCCUGUACUCCUAAAGGCUGCAUGAAGCUCAUUAGUCAGACAGGCACGUCAGUGGCAGGGAAGAACGCUGUGGUGAUUGGCCGUAGCAAGAUUGUGGGAGCGCCCAUGCAUGACCUGCUUCUAUGGAGCCAUGCCACCGUGACCACCUGUCAUUCCAAAACAACUGACCUGGCUGCACAAGUGGGAAGGGCAGACAUAUUGGUGGUGGGUGCAGGCAUGGCGGAGAUGGUGAAAGGCGAGUGGUUGAAGGAGGGUGCUGUGGUUAUCGACUGUGGCAUCAACCACAUCCCAGAUGACAGCAAAGCCAACGGGAUGCGAGUGGUGGGGGAUGUGCAUUACCCCUCUGCCAAGGAGAAGGCUGGGUUUAUUACCCCUGUGCCCGGGGGAGUGGGACCAAUGACCGUUGCUAUGCUCAUGGAGAACACUGUCCAGAGUGCAAAGCGCUUUCUCAAGACAUACCAGCCAGGAAAGUGGAACAUUUCCUACGCCAAGCUAAAGCCACAGAAACCUCAACCCAGUGAUGCCGCCAUCGCACACUCCUUCACGCCAAAGACAAUUGGCCGUCUGGCCCGGGAGGUUGGCCUCUUCUCAGAGGAGGUGGAGCCCUACGGGACGACCCGAGCCAAAGUUCGUCUGGAGGCCUUGAACCGCCUCAAGACACAGCCUAAUGGGAAAUAUUUGGUGGUCACAGGGAUCACACCCACACCACUGGGUGAGGGAACGACAACCACCACCCUGGGGUUGGCACAGGCCCUAGGGGCACACCUUCAUGUCAACAGUUUUGCCUGUGUGCGCCAACCCAGCCGGGGCUCAAACUUUGGGGUCAAAGGUGGUGCUGUUGGAGGUGGUUAUUGCCAAGUCAUUCCUAUGGAAGAGGUCAGUCUCCACCUCACUAGUGAUAUACAAGCUGUUAUGGCAGCCAAUAGCCUGGUGGUGGACACUAUCAAUGCACGUGUGUUAUGCGAGUCAACACAGUCAGAUAAGGCUCUCUUUGAUUGGCUGGUGCCACUGAGGGACGGUCACAGGAAGUUCUCCCUGUCCCAACUCAAUAGGUUGAAGAGACUGGGUAUAGAGAAACCAGAAACCCUGAAACCAGAGGAUAUAUACCGAUUCAUCCGUUUGGACAUUGAUCCAGAGACCAAGACGCUGAGUGGAUAUGUGGCCAGUGAGAUGAUGGCGGUGUUGGCCCUCAGUACCAGUCUGGGAGACAUGACGCGCCGCUUGGCCAGGAUGGUGGUGGCCUACAGCCGCAAGGGGAAGCCUGUCACAACAGAGGACCUGGGUAUUAGUGGAGUGCUGGCCACAUUGAUGAGAGAUGCUGUGAAGCCCAGUCUAAUGCAGACCAUGGAGGGGACACCUGUGUUUGUUCACACCUGUCCAUUGUCAGAUAUUGCCCAGGGCAACUCGUCCAUCCUGGCUGACCAGAUCGCCUUAAAGCUGGUGGGCCCAGAGGGGUUUGUGGUCACCGAGGCAGAAGGAGGUGCUGAAUUAGGCAUGGAGAAGUUCUUCGACAUCAAGUGUCGCUCUUCGGGCCUGCAUCCUGACGUGGUGGUGAUGGUGGCUUCAGUUCCUGCCCUGAAGAUGCAUGGGGGUGGACCUGCGGUCACGGCAGGUUCAGCCAUGCCGAAGGAGUACUCAGCGGAGAACCUGACGUUACUGGAAAAUGGCUGCAACCACUUGAAGAGGCAGCUGGAGAAUGCCCGGGCUUUUGGCUUACCUGUCGUUGUAGCCAUCAACACCUUCAGCACCGACACUGAUGCAGAGUUGGGCCUAGUCUGUGAGCAGGCUAAACUGGCGGGGGCCUUGGAGGUGGUGCCAUGCUCACACUGGGCUGAAGGGGGUGCCGGAGCGGUGGCGUUGGGUCAGGCGGUACAGAGGGCAGCUGAGACACCACAUCAGAUGAACUUCCUGUAUGACCUGGAGAUGCCCAUUGACGACAAAAUCAGAGUAAUAGCAAAGUCAAUGUAUGGAGCGGAUGAUGUGGAGCUCCUUCCUCAGGCCCAAAAGAAGGUGGCGCUGUUCUCAAAACAAGGCUUGGGCAACCUGCCCAUAUGCAUGGCCAAGACCCACCUGUCCCUGUCCCACGACCCAGAGAGGAAAGGGGUGCCCACCGGCUUUACCUUGCCCAUCAGGGACAUCCAUGCCAAUUUGGGUGCUGGUUUUCUCUACCCCUUGGUUGGCACGGCGAGUGUACCACCCCAAUCUCCAGCCUUCUCCUGUUUCCAUGACAACGACUUCAGCACUGAGAGCAAAUAGUCCCUGCCUCCUCUCGGGAAAAAGGGUUCCAAAAGGAUUAUCUUGCUAUCCCCAUAGGAUAACCAUGUUUUGUUCUAUGUACAACCUUCGGGAUCCAUGACCCGAAAGGGGUUUAACCUGCAACUAAAAAUAAUGAUUCAAAGGGUCCUCCUAUGGUGACAGCCAAAUAACCCUUUUAGGUUCUAGAAUGCACCUUUUUUUAUAAGAGUGUACCCCAUUCCUUUUUUCCACUUCACAUCUCUCCCUCCCCUGCAUUUCUCUCCCAUCCCUUCCUCUCUUGCCUGUCUCUUUAGCCUUUCUUUUCUCUCUCUCCUCCAUCUCCUCUUUUCCAUCCGUCAUUCUCCCACCCUCCUUAAUCCUUUUCUUUCUUUGUGCUUUUCUAAAAGAGUUGGACAUCAUUAAUCUCAAGAGGAGUGAAGACCUCUGUCCCCUCCAACUACUGUCAGCAACAGUCAACCACAGUGCAACAGGAAACCCAGUGAUCAAACCAUUGAGAACUACAAUAGAACCAAACCAAUGUUCUUCAACCCUGGUCCCGGGGGAACCCACAGGGUGUGCAGGCAUCAGGCGAGUUUGCUAGUGCUGGGCUGGAACAAAAGCCUACUCACGCUCAAGAACACUGCCUCUACACACAGUACCAUUUUCAACCACACACUCAGUAAAUCAGCUAGCUACCAUUCUUAGAUAUACUGUAACAACGCCUUUCAUUAAAUGUGGACCAAACAAGGAGAAAAAAUGAAGAAAAAAGACAUGAGAAGGAAAAAGGCAAUAUGCUCCAUCUCACACCUGUUCUCCUGCUGUCCACUCCCUAAUGGACCAUGUUCAUUGGACUGUUCUCUUUCCCUUAAUUCAAUUCAACUUAAGGGCUUUAUUGGCAUGGGAAACAUAUGUUAAUGUAGAUACGUUUAAGUAGAUAAUAAACAAAAGUGAAUUUAACACAAAUUAAUAGCAAACAU